Molecule: messenger RNA, 1833 nt
Organism: Porites evermanni
Lineage: Eukaryota; Metazoa; Cnidaria; Anthozoa; Scleractinia; Poritidae
Source: the annotation of a GenBank genome assembly
AUGAAAAUGAGGCAGCUCUUUCGUAUAUCAGUUCUUUUUGUGCUGGGUCAACUACUCUACAAAGCAGUAACUCAGCAAUGCGGAUCCCAGGUAUUCGUCUUCGGCUGGAUGUUAAAGGGACACAUCUACAACACGAUGUCGGCAGAACUCCCACACACAUGCGUACAAGUUUGUCGCGAAGACGAUCGAUGCCAAAGCUUUAACUGGGUGAUAUCUUUUCUCAAGUGCGAGUUUAGUAAUAGAACCAAGGAAGCCAGACCUGAGGAUUUCAUUCCCGACCCAGACAGAUUUUACUACAAACGUGCAUGAUAGGAACAGAGGUAAAAACUGUUUACAAUUCUUUAUUAAUUGUUAAAUAAAUAUAAUUUUCCACCCCACCCCGCAUGGUCCGUUCCGAGUUACAUGGUCAUGAAGCAACGAUUGAGCGUCCUUUUAAUGCUGAUAUCAAGGCAACAGAUAACUAAGGAGGAUUUUUUUAUCCGUCCGGCUGUUACUGAGCUUCCUACCCUGAAGUAUGUAGCAAACGGACUGUCUAAACCGACUGUAAAUCAAAUAAAAGAUAUAAUGAAUUGACUUCUUUCAGUGCCUCUAGGUUCCAUUCCCGAACUGCCGGCUGAAACCUGUUUAGAAAUAAAGAUGAGUGAAGGUCAUUCCAUCAGUCAAAACUAUUGGUUUUCUGCCGUUAAACCUGGCACAUCUGUCCUCGCUUACUGUAAUAUGGAGACUGAAGGUGAGUUCACUUUAAAUUUAUAAGUGAUAACAUCCGUAUCACUCGGUUAUGGACAAACAAAGUUGAGGAAGAGAAGAGAAUGCUUUGGAGGUGAGGAAUGAGUUAGCGUAUAACUGAAUGAUCCCGGGGACUAAACUUAAAAGGAUUAAGGCUUUUGCAAAUAUAUAUUGUCCAUUUUGCAUCCUUUGUAUUAAUUUACACAUGCAAAUGUGAAAUAGACUUAUUAAAUUUCCCGUAAAGUGGAAGGGCUUACUAUAUAGGAGUUAUCUUUUUUAUAUUCAUCUGUGUAAAUGGACGUAAUAAGUGAAUAAGAAUUCGGCGGAAAAUGUAAAAAUAUAUCUACAGCAAAGGAGCGGUGGGGAGUCUGGCUUGGUAUAAGCUGUCGCUCAGCACUGCUUUUAAUAUGAUGUCCCGCUUGCUUGGACCUAAUGUAACGUUGUACUAAAACGCAUUGUUAUAAUUCCCGGUGCUUUUCCGAAACUGCCAAAAUUUUCGUCUUUCAUGUUCGGGGAAUGCAUGCGGGUGAAGCUCAAAUUCCCCGAUCAACUGGAGGUCUAGCUUUCCCGAAUGCGAUAGAGUACAUGCACGCUAUGCCAAAUAGCGUGCCCUUUAGAACUAAUAGAACCAAGAGGCGUACACCAGGCAAGGUCUUUUUGUGUACUGAUUAACCGUUUAUUCUGGAUGGAGAAUUUUAGAAACUGUUAACAUUGCUAUGGGUUACCUCCGUUAAUAAUGCAUUGUACGAGUCAACGCACGUUCCUUUUUAAUACGUCAGUCCAAUAAUUAGACUAUGCUUGUUUUCUUUAGCAAUUUUUCAGGAAAAUGGGGAUAAAAUAAUUGAGUCGAAUCGUAUACUUCUAGACUAGAAUCCGAGGAAGUUUCUAGUUGGUCAUCUUGUCUAACUCUAACGUUAGCCUGCGAGCAAAGGCAACUUGCUCCAAGGGUGCUCCUAAACGUCAAACCUUUACUUUUAUCAUUCAGAUAUUGACGAAUGCACUUCUUCUGUUCCUCUCUGUGACGUAAAUGCAACUUGCACCAACAAUGACGGAUCCUACUACUGUACUUGCAAGAUUGGAUUUUCCGGAAACGGGAACACUUGCAAA